AAUCUCAUUCCAGCUUCUAGUCUAGACAAGCAAAGGAAGAGCAGAAAGAGAAAUAACCUUUGCAUGAACAAGGGCUGGUUAUGAAGGCAUUAUUAAUCCAGCGAAGGCAGGAGACACUGGCCCAUCUGUGACCUGAAGUGGAUGGCUAUCCCCCCAUGGCGCCUGCAUUCCAUUUGCUGAAUGCUACCACCAAUGAUUGCCUCCUCACGUCAGGAAACAGUACCCUUGUGAGCUCCUCAACCUCCAGCAUCGCUGGUAUUGUGUUUCUCCUCCUGGCUGCCCUGAUUGGGCUACCUGGGAACUUCUUUGUGAUUUGGAGCAUCCUGUGGAAAAUGAAGCCAAGCCAUCGAUCAGUCACCUGCCUCCUGGUCCUAAACUUGGCAGUGGCAGAUGGAGUGGUUCUUCUCCUGACACCAUUCUUUGUCCUCUUCCUUAUCUUCAGGACCUGGCUGUUUGGCUGGGCCGUUUGCAAAGCAGUGUACUACCUGUGUUGCAUCAACAUGUUCGCUAGCAUCUUCAUUAUCACACUCAUGAGCGCAGAUCGCUGCCUGGCAGUCAACCAGCCCUAUUAUUCCCAAGCCAUUCGGAAGAAGAACCUGGUAGUCAAGAUCUUGGUAGGGAUUUGGAUGGGGGCCAUUUUGUUGUCUCUGCCAGCUUUCUUCUUCCGCCAAGUCUUGAAGGAACCUUCACGGAAUCAUCUCAUUUGUGAGCCUUGUCACUCCAGGAAGAGCCUGACUAUCUUCCACUUCACCAUGGAGACUGUGGUGGCCUUUGUGAUACCAUUCACCAUUAUUGUUGGCUGCUAUUCUGCCAUUCUUGUCCGCCUCAAGGGGGUACGGAAGAGAAAAGGGGCUCGGACGGAGAAACUGAUCGUGGCCAUUGUGAUCUGUUUCGCUGUCCUAUGGGUGCCCUACCACAUCAUCAACAUGAUCCAGGUGGCUUCCAAUCUAACCUCAGGAAAAGCAGCAGAGCGACUGGGACAGGCCUGGAAGAAUGGGCGAGCAGGAGCCACAGCCUUAGCCUUCUUGAGUAGCAGCAUUAACCCUAUGCUCUACGUCUUUGCCGCUGGGAAUCUCAUUAAGACUUCGGGUGCCAAUUUCAUUGCUCAGUUCUUUGAGGGAGCAUCCGAAGGGCUCGGACGGAGGUCUCAGUCUCAGAAAAACUUGGACAAAGACUUAAUACCAGCAGCUGGGGCAUCUGUAAACCUGGACCAGCAGUUAUUGGGAAAUUGUGAUAGGGUCGACAAGGACACAGAUUGCAGGCUGACUGAUGGCACAACACAUAACAUUUCCUAGACUGAGUCACUACACAAGAAAUUCCAAAACCGCCUUAGGCAGGACCAGUUCCUCCAGCAUAUGACCGUCAACACUGAUUGGGCAGUUUUUCAAUAGUUCAUGCGGAGGUCUUAUGAAGGAAAGAAUCGAAGCUGAGAGUCAUUUGCCUGCAAAAUAUGAAUUUCCAGUUCUGCUACCUGCCUGUUCUUCGUGUAAAACCGAGAUUCGGAGAAAAGCGUCAGUCAUUUCUACACUACAUGACAUGUGCAACUAUUUUUUUCUUUCUCUCUUCCACCUUUUCCUCUUUGUACCUAGGUUUAAUGCCAACAUUGUUUAUUUCUUUGUUUCCUUGUGUUUUUUUUUCCACGACUGUAUUGUCUCUUCUUGCCACAUCCAUUUGAAAAAAUGCAAUACAUUGAUUUUAAAACUGUUUUAUUUAAACAAAAUAAAUAAAUAAAUAAAAAUUU
Messenger RNA from Ahaetulla prasina, 1741 nucleotides. RefSeq names its product leukotriene B4 receptor 2-like. The transcript is spliced from 2 exons. Bases 156 to 1295 code for a protein of 379 amino acids. Gene Ontology annotation, biological process: phospholipase C-activating G protein-coupled receptor signaling pathway; complement receptor mediated signaling pathway; inflammatory response. Gene Ontology annotation, cellular component: plasma membrane. The record is from RefSeq and is a predicted model, not a curated record. NCBI's taxonomy places the organism in Eukaryota, Metazoa, Chordata, Lepidosauria, Squamata, Colubridae. Gene Ontology annotation, molecular function: complement receptor activity; leukotriene receptor activity.